This is a messenger RNA of Triplophysa dalaica, 2058 nucleotides long. RefSeq names its product G protein-coupled receptor 157 (gene gpr157). The coding region runs from base 200 to 1210 and encodes 336 amino acids. Gene Ontology annotation, molecular function: G protein-coupled receptor activity; cAMP binding. Gene Ontology annotation, cellular component: plasma membrane. The record is from RefSeq and is a predicted model, not a curated record. NCBI's taxonomy places the organism in Eukaryota, Metazoa, Chordata, Actinopteri, Cypriniformes, Nemacheilidae. Gene Ontology annotation, biological process: cell surface receptor signaling pathway; adenylate cyclase-activating G protein-coupled receptor signaling pathway. The transcript is spliced from 4 exons.
UUAGUGAAGAUUGUCACGCCGCUGGAUCUUAAAGUCCGCCUGGUUUCGCUUCUGCAUAAAAGUGGUAUCUCGGCAACAAGUGGAUUUAAUACUUAAGUGGAUUUAAUACUUUUAAUAAGGCUACAUUUUGACAGGCAUUCCGUAGGACGAAACGCUGAUAGAUGAAUUAAACAGGACUGUAUUGCAACACACCGAAAGUAUGGCCGAGGCGAACCAGACGGAGGUGUAUGUUUACGAAAAAGUGCUUAUCUUGCUGUCAUGUGCGCUUUCCUUCCUAGGAUCACUUUUAAUCAUAUGGACGUAUGCGAUAUGGCUCGAUCUAAGAACUCAACCGCGUAAACUGCUCGUGUAUCUGUCUGUCGCUGACCUGUUGUCCGCGCUCUCGUACUCUUACGGAGUUUGGAGGGAUUUUGAGACGGAUUCGGUAGACUGCAUUACGCAAGGAGCGAUUUCCACGUUCGCAAACACGAGCUCAUUCUUCUGGACUGUGGCCAUCGCCAUCUACUUAUACAUUUUUAUAGUGAGGUCCAGCCAGAGGCAGGCCGAUAACUUGGUGCUCUAUUUUCAUCUAAUCAGUUGGGGUGUUCCCUUCGCCAUCACUGUGGCAGCUAUCUCUCUGCAGAAGAUUGGUUAUGAUGCCUCCGAGGUGUCUGUUGGCUGGUGUUGGGUAAACAUCCAGGCUGAAGACCAUGUGCUGUGGAUGCUGCUCACGGGAAAAAUCUGGGAGUUCAUUGCCUAUGUCACUUUGCCAAUCCUUUACAUCCUUAUAAAGAUGCACAUUCGCAAAGCACAUGCGGCCCUGUCUGAGUACCGCCCCAUCCUGACAGGCAGCCCCGUCUCUCAUUCAUUGUCUUCAACGGCAGACAGGAAGCUCACCAUCAUCCCCAUCAUCUUCAUCCUCCUCCGCGUGUGGAGCACCGUCCGCUUCCUGCUCCUGCUAACCGACUCCCCCGCCAGGCAAAACCCAGUACUGGUGACCUUGCACGGAAUAGGGAACACCUUUCAAGGAGCGGCGAACUGCAUAAUGUUUGUUGUCCUCACUCCCUCGAUUCGAUCACGGCUGGUGGCUCUGCUGUGCUGCAGAGGUCAAAAUAGAGUCUGGAACCCCGACUCCGUGUCCCAGAACAGAACAAGCGCAUAUACUGCAAAUACGCCUGCAAACGCUGAGGAGAACAUCAGCCCCCCAACCUGUGAGGAAGAUGGGGAGUAAGAGUCGCUGUAAUGGCAUCUAUUUGAAGAUGCUCAAGAAACACUUGAAAGCUGGAUGAAGCGGAGUGUGGAAAUUUAUUUUGAAUGGUCAUCUGUAACCGAGCCAAAACUGAACCUUCUUGUUUGACCAAGUUCCUAAAGGGAUAACAGGGGACUGCGGUCACAUGCACAAAACCCGCAGAGCGCAAAACACAAACGCACUUUAUGUUACUGGUUUAGCUCAGCACUUUAGACGGGAGGCUCUCUGUCUCCGACAGCCACUCGAAUCUGUUUUCAUAUUGCUGCCGCAGAUGUUUCGUGUUCAUUUAAAUAGAAAUGAGAUCUGUAGCUCAGGGGAAGCGAGGAUACAGCAAUUUAUUAUCUUGUGACCAAAAUGGCAAAUGUACUGUGAAGUGUUUUAUACAAGAGAUUUUUUUUCUCCCAAAAAAAAUACAUGAAUACUGCAAAGAUGCCUCAGAUUUCUUUAUAUUUACAAGGUUUAUGUGAUCAAUAUUUAAAAACAUGAUUUAUAUGUAUAAAAUACAGUUUUUAUCUAUGCAUGAAGGCUAUAGUAUGUCUUCCCUUUAUACAAGCAGACGCGUUCUUUGUCAGAAACGCUUACAGUAUGUACUGUAUAAUAUAUUACCUGUAUUUUCUUUGUGAAAUACCAAUGACAGAGUUUCAUGUCUUGAUUCAGAACACAUGCCACAACAUGUACUUUUGUUCACAAUGCCUUUGAAAACGAGCAGGAAGUGAAAAGGGGGGGAAGGAAUGUUUUUUAUUAUUGCACUUAAUAUGUCUAUACUUGGCACUACAUGCACACAGUUGUUUAACCAACGUAUUUUAUUUCAAUAAAGUGAUUGAUGUCCA